AUAGAGGCCCAUCAGCUCAUGCUGAACCUCAAAAGAAAAAACAUUCUACAGCUGAUCCAGCAGAGCAUGGACUGGAGACGUCGGAGGGCUACGCAGACGCUCGUUGAACUCCCGGGUACUGCUCUGGUAGUAGAUUUGGCCAGAGAGGCCGAAAGCGGUUCAUCUUUGAUUAACAAACAAUCAAACUUUACUCGGUGUGGUGGCAGUUGGCACCGCUACGCUGAGACUGGGUGAGAUAUGUCUAGUAGGUGGCGGUAAUGCAACAUUUAUUGGAUACCAACUGCCCUUAAACCUCAUCAAAGAAAAGAAGGCUGAUCCAGCAUGGCGGCGGUUAAGAGACUCAAACGCGUGGCAGCGUUGCAGCCAGGAUUCAUAUCUUUUAAAUCUUCGGCCGAAUCAGAUGACUUGAACAGUGGCCGGAGGAAGCGUGUGAAUAAGAAUAAGAAAAAGAAUUGGAACAAACACAGUGAUAUUCAAGAUGUUGAAGAGUUUUUGGAUGACGUGAGACUUCAGGAAAGAGCUACAGGAGGACUGAUAUCUGAGAAGCCAGAUGAUAGCCUGUUCUUUGUGGACAUCGGAGAGCAGAAAAAAAGUGUCCUGCCAGAAGUCCAAGAGAGAAAGAAGGGGAAGAAGUCAAAGUCGCGGCCCCUGAGGAUAGACCUGAUCCUGCAGCAUGACUCCCUUGUCCCUCCACCUAAAGAUGUUUUGGCCUACCAGCAACCAAACGCAAAGAAACUCCGCCGCAUUGCAGAGAAUGCUGAGAAAUUGGCGGCCAUGGGUGUGUUGCCACGGAGACAGAAACGGCUCUUGAACCGCAGACCGGCAACUAAAACGUCAAAGGCAAAGACGGCAGCCAACAACUUCCCAGACAGACCCUAUUAUGACUUGUGGGGAGGAGAGGCCAAAGAGACCGCAGAUCCUUACUACCUUGAGCAAACGGGGAAACGGCGUGUGAAGCGACCAGAGAAGCUCAACGCAAAGCCCUCUAUUCUCCCGGCAGUGGAGGUCAUAGCCCCUGGAGGCUCCUACAACCCAGACUUCUUCUCCCAUCAGGCCUUGUUACUAGAGGCCCAUGAGGUGGAGGUGAAGAGGGAGAGAGCGGAGCUGAGAAUAGAGAGGCAGCUUGCUGUCAAACAAGAGGAUACUGCCACUGAGGAGACAGUCUUCCAGGAACUAGUGGAAGGGUUAGUGGAGGAGGAGGAGGAGGAAGAGGAGGAGGAGGAUGAUGUUUCUAUUCGUGGUGGCUUGCAGCAGGAGAAAAAGACAGAGAAAGAAAGGAAGAGAGAGCGAGCCGACAAGAUAAAGUCACAACAGAAGCAGGCGGCAAGGGUGUUCACUGACAAGAAGCAGCAGCUCUUCCAGCUGCGCUCCAUCCAGGCGACCCUGAAGAGGCGGGAGCAGCGGACCAGAGAGAGGGUGGCCCAGCGGAAGGCCAACCAGGAGGCAGAGAAGUCCAUGCCCCGACGUCUCGGCAGACUCAAGUUCCAGGCUCAGGAUCUAGAGAUCCAGCUGAGUGAUGAGAUUCCUGGAUCCCUGCGGACACUCAAGCCAGAGGGCAGUGUCCUCAAGGACCGCUUCAAGAGUAUGCAAAAGAGGAACAUGAUUGAGCCCAGAGAACGAGCCAAGUUCAAGAGGAGACACAAGGUGAAGUAUGUUGAGAAGAGGGCCUUCAGGGAGAUCACCUAGAGACCAAACCAACCUCUGGAACUGUUCAGGACUGUGAUGUCACUCACAACACAGCCUCACCCACCGCCACUGGGCGACAGCCAGCCAAAGAGCUACUAUUUGCCCCCUCAAAUGUCUCCAAUCAACUCAGCCCAUUUUAAGUCAGUGAUGGAUUUGCCACCCUUUUAAAUCUGUGUUGGAAAAUAUUGAAGAUCCAAGUCACCACGAUUUGGAACAUUAUUUGCUGUGCAAUGAUAUUUUCAUGCACCAGCCCAAUCCAGAUGGCGCCCGUCAGAUUCAGGGUCAGUUCUAAUGCAUUUGGAUAUUUAAAUACACUGAUUCUGGGUCUGUCGGCAUCAGUUGGGAAUGUUAAAUGCUUCAGAAAGGGGGCUCUCUCCUGUCCGUCUCUCCCAGUUGGUGAUCUUGUCUUUUGUUCUUGCAAAACCAAGAUUAAUUCCCUCAUUAGGAGUGGAUUCCUGAGUGAAUAACAAGGCUGUUAAUGGAAGAAAAACGUUUAAAGCCACUUGUCAACAUGUGGACUUGGGUACAUUCUUUCAGUUAUAUCUGUUGUGUACAAAAUCACUUGAUUUGCUGUAAUCUGACUUGAUUUCAUUAAAGCAAGUUAAUUAAUGAAAUUGUUUUUAUUUUUACUCUGAUUAUGCUAUUUAAAUCUGUUUGUGCUUCUCAACAAAUAAGUAAUGCAUUAUUAAGGUGUAGUAUGAUUUCUUAAAAUUAUCUCAAGACCACAAGCAUAAGUCUCCACAUGAAAUUUGAAUUUGUCACCAGAAGUCUACUCAACAGCUUAAAAAUAUAAUACAUUGCUUACAAAAAUAUUUUUACAAUUUCAACAAUGUUUAAAGGGUUUAGUGUACAUAGUGUAUCCAUGGUGCUUGUGGUAUAUAGAAAUAUCUUAGUGGUCGUGUGACCUUUGCGAAAAUAGUGUCUCAAAUGUAUUAUUCAGUGCCUAUAGAAAGUACACGGCCCUUGGAUUUCUUCACAUUUUGUGUUACAUAGUGAGAUUCAAAUGGAUUUUAUUGUACAUAUUUGUCCAUUGUCUACACAAAAUACUGUAAAAGUGGAUGAGAUUAUAUUUUUUAAGAUUCA
Messenger RNA from Oncorhynchus keta (chum salmon), 2769 nucleotides. RefSeq names its product ribosome biogenesis protein NOP53-like. Lineage: Eukaryota; Metazoa; Chordata; Actinopteri; Salmoniformes; Salmonidae. Gene Ontology annotation, molecular function: 5S rRNA binding. The transcript has 13 exons. Gene Ontology annotation, cellular component: nucleolus. The record is from RefSeq and is a predicted model, not a curated record. Gene Ontology annotation, biological process: rRNA processing; ribosomal large subunit assembly. The coding region runs from base 322 to 1686 and encodes 454 amino acids.